AUGGCAGAUCUCCGCCGGGAAGAAGCAGAGCUGAGCAAGCGCAUCGAACGUUCGACGCGUUCGGUAACGGACCUGCAGGAACGGCAAAGCGAGGCUUAUCGCGACCUCGCCCGAUUUCGUCUGGACACUGAUGCGGCCGGAACACUUAACACGCGCCUCGACAGUGCUGCUCGUGAGGCAAGACGCCUGCUCGACAAGCGCAGCGACGAUUACAAGGUUCUGAGCGAACAGCUUCGCCAGUCUGAAUCCGAACGGAACCAGAAGCACAAGCAGCGCCAGGAGUUGGACACGUCGCGCGACACGGCGGAAAACCAGAUGGAUGACCUGAUGGAAACGGUCGACGGUCGCCUGGAAAACGACAGCGCUUACCUGGCUCAGCGCGAAACCGCAGAACAGGCAAAUGCGACCGCCGAGGCUGCGGCCGAAAAAGCGCGUACCGCCCAGCAGGACCAGGAACAGAAGGGCAAAUCCUAUGAUGCCGAUCCGCUAUUUGUCUAUCUGUGGCAGCGUGGUUACGGGACGCCUGACUACAAUUACAGGGGACUGACCAGGUCACUUGACCGUUGGGUUGCCGGACUGAUCCGCUAUGAUGAUGCACGGGCAAACUACGCCAUGCUGACAGGCAUUCCCGACCGCAUGGCAAGACAUGCCGAACGUUGCGCAGAGAUUGCCGCGCAGGAAGAAGAAAAGCUUGCCGAAUUCAGCCGCAAUGCCAUGAACGAUGCUGCGGGCACGGAUCUGGUCGGAUCGAUCGAAGGCUAUAGUGACGAGAUCGAGCAGAUCGACACGGACCUUGAAAAACUUGACAGUCAGAUUGAAACACUCGCUGGCGCACUCGCGGAAUUCUCCAGCGGCGAGGAUUCCGAUUUUCAGAAGGCCGAGGGGUUUUUGUCGGAAUCCCUGAAAGCCGACGAUCUCAAUGACCUGUGGCGAGCCGCAAUGGACACCCCCUCUCCGGAGGACGAAAAGAUCGUCCAGCGCAUAGAGGACUUCAGGGAGCGCGUCGAGCAGGUUGCCCGGGAAAUCCGGCAGGACCGCGAACUGCAGCGUGACAUCAGCCGCCGGAGAGCAGAACUCGCUGAUGUCAUCAAGCGCUUUCGAUCGAAAGACUACGGUAGUUGGGAAUCGACAUUUUCCGAUGACAAGCUCACGACGGUUCUGCUCGGCGAACUUGUCAAGGGCGCUAUCACGGGCGCCGACUACUGGGCGCGAGCGGAACGAUCUCAUCGUCGCCGGAAACCGCGCGGCCGCAAGGUUGCCUUUCCCAAUGGAUCCGGAUUACCGAAGUCCAUGGGUGGUUUCGGACGCUCGGGUCGCCGGUCUUCGGGAUCUGGCGGACAAUUCGGCGGUGGAGGCUUCAAGGGAGGUGGCAGUUUUGGCGGCGGCGGCUUCAAAACGGGCGACCAGUUUUAG
This is a messenger RNA of Effrenium voratum, 1413 nucleotides long. The record is from the annotation of a GenBank genome assembly. Lineage: Eukaryota; Dinophyceae; Suessiales; Symbiodiniaceae.